Messenger RNA from Halichondria panicea, 2899 nucleotides. Its product is annotated as titin-like. The coding region runs from base 182 to 2785 and encodes 867 amino acids. NCBI's taxonomy places the organism in Eukaryota, Metazoa, Porifera, Demospongiae, Suberitida, Halichondriidae. The record is from RefSeq and is a predicted model, not a curated record. The transcript has 8 exons.
CAUAAUUAUUUUUAUGACUUCGACUAGGAAGUUGUGACUCAAGGAAGUGAAGUUGAGAAGCAUCCAGUUUCAGUCACUAUACACUGUACAGUGAAUGCAGCAUCACAGUACACAUAUUUCUGGAUAGUGUGAAAGCAAGGCUACUGCCAGUACUGGAGAAUCGUAUCAGAGGGAGCUAGAAAUGUCUAAAUCGGACGGCCCUGCUGCCAACGGAUUUGAGAGCCCUCGUAAGGUGGGCUGGCUCUACAAACAGGGAGGUAGCGGAGUGACCUCCCACUGGCGGAAGAGAUGGUUCGUGGCAGAUCAUCACUAUCUUUUCUACUACAAGAAACCAGACGAUAAGGGUCCAGUCGGCAUCCUGUGUCUGCCCGAGUACGAGUCUUGCUACAAGACGGAGGGCAAAGAAUGGAAGAAGCCAAACACGUUCUUGUUAGAGAAAGGAAAGGUCAAAGAGGAUAAGGGAGAUGCAACGGAUAGUUCCUCAAAGAGCUAUGUACUUCACUCGGACACGGAGGACGAAAUGCUCGAGUGGAUGAAGGCACUAAAGGAAGAGAUGAAGCCCAUGCUGGUGGACGGGAACAAGCACGAGGCGAUACCUAAUGGGCGUGGUCCCACACCACCGGCUAAGGCCACUAAAGGGGGGAAGGGCAAGGCCGAGUCUGAUGUGAAAAUAGAUCCACUGGCUUUCAAUGAACUGUCUGUGUUGGCUGCCGAGACUCCCAAGCUGACUCACCUCACUACCUCUAGGCCCAAAAUGAAGAACAGAAGACCUCCAAAGAAAUACGCAGUCUUCCAUGAAGAUGACUCGAAAGAGGACGAGAGUCCACCCCCCUCCCCCACAGCAUCACACAAGCCACUCCCCACACCCCCCACACCCUCACCAUCCUCACAAACCAAGAAGGGUCAUCGCCCGUCAGCACCUAUCAUGCCAAAGAUGAAACCACUCACUCCACCUAAAACACCGAGAAAUGAAAUAUCACCAGUUCAGGACACAGCAGCUGACACGGAGGGUGCUCUCUCUGAGGUCAAGAAGAAACCCACUCCACCAAGGAAGCCAUCAAAGGAACGCCCCCUUCCUCCCCGCAAGCCAUCAAAGACUGUUAUUGAGACUCCGCCUACUGAAUCGACGGAGCCAGUUGUGCCUGUCAUUAAGCCACGCCCUCCUCAACCACCUGCUAAGCCACGUGCUUCCACUACAAACGCACCACCCCCUGCCACGCCCAUUCCUGUACCAAAGCCUCGGCCAAGAAGACGAACACAAGGCACAAUCCCCAGUAAUGACAAACCCUCUUCUACUCUUAAUGAAGAGACCACGCCCCUUAUUGAUGAAGAGACCACACCCAUUAUUACAGAGGAAAUUACAUUUCCUGUUGAGGAGGCGGAAGAGGAAGUACCUCUGGUACACGCAUUUUCACCGAUCCCUGAAGAGACCACACCCCCUUCAACAGACGAGGCCACACCUCCUAUUGAGUCUAGCAGAGAGCCGUCCAUCAUUGAGGAAAAUUCAGAGAGCAAGGAAGAAUCUAUAGAAACUGCUACUGAUGAUGUAAUGGAGAUAGCAAAAGAUGAUCCAAAAAUCAGCGACGAUUCGAAAACCAACGAUGAUCCGAAAGCCAACGACAAUCCGCAAACUAACGAUGAUCCGAAAAUCAGCGAUAAUGUCAUGGAGGCAGCAAAAGAUGACACGGUAGCUAUUGAUGAUACAAAUUCAAACGAUGAUACGAAAAUGAACAAUGACACGAAAGAUACUGAACAGGCAGCACCAGUCGAAAUAAAAGAUCAAGAAAUUAUUGAAAAAGAAAAAGAAGAAGAAGUAGCAGAAGAUGAGAAUGUUGUUCCUAGUGAGGUCGAUGAAGCUAUACCACCAGAGGUGAAGGAAAUCGCAGCAGAAGAAAAACAAUUGCAAGACGAACCAGUAGCCGAGGGAGAGGAGGCAGAAAAACAGGACAAAGAGUCUUUGGAAAGUGAAUCUCUCUAUGAAGACAUGACCAUGGGUGAUGGACCACCCUCCAAGGAAGAAUCUGAUAACAGUGAAUAUGAGAUGGUCGAUUAUUUUGACCCCCAGGCAGCACCGAAUUCCACGGACUCUGCUGAUAAAACUGUGGGCGUCGGAAUUGUUCCAGAACCAUUGGAGACGUCUAGUCAGGGUCAAAGUACAAGCAGUUACGUAAUGAUGAAUCCCUCUGAUACUCCCUCUGACGAGUAUAUAGAGAUAAUACAGGACAAUGUUUUCAAGGAGAAAGUGGACAGUAUUGAGUACGAUAAACCCAGCGAAUGGGUCUCUCCUGUAAACGAAUCCCCUCGUAGUACGAAAGUUGGAGAGUAUGAUGUACCAAGACCAGCCUCCUCGUCCCAAUCUGAUCGAGGAAGUCCCAUCAUGUCCAGCGGGAGCACGGGGUCACGAUCGCAUGGUUCACCGGGACUGUCGAGGAUAGGUUCAAAAGGUCAAUCCGAUCGACUGGGAACUCUGCGAGCAGAGGGAGGCGAUCGGAGCAUUGAGCGAGACCGUUCACUAUCAGGGGGAUCACAAGGAUACCCUAAAGGAACUCCGCCCCUUUCUCCACUGGACUCCACCCACAAUGUCCCAGGUACUUUGCGGCAAGUCAAAGAGAUCCUUCGAAUGGCACAGCUAGUGAAAGCUGAGGCGGAUGAAAUGAGAGAGGAGGCCAAGAGGGAACUGGAGUUGGCAAGACGAGAAAAACAUGAUGCCGAACUUUUGAAAAAGAACGCAGCACAGAUUUUAAAAAUGGCUAAAGAGAGACUCAGUGAUUCGAAGUCUAGAUAAGAGUCGUGUCUUAAUAGGCUCUCAAUAUUAUUAUGUGUUUGUGUGUGUGCAUCUUUAGUAUAGUGAUUUUGUAUACUUAGUUGAUUCUCUAUGAGUAAUAACAGUUCAUCAUGA